This is a messenger RNA of Hydra vulgaris (swiftwater hydra), 1344 nucleotides long. The record is from RefSeq and is a predicted model, not a curated record. NCBI's taxonomy places the organism in Eukaryota, Metazoa, Cnidaria, Hydrozoa, Anthoathecata, Hydridae.
AUGUUUAAUAAACAAGCAUUAAGUAAUGCACUUAAUUCAUCUCGUAUUAUAGCUAGUAAAGCAGUUGCUACAGACUUAGGAAAAACUGCUAUAGACGCGGCCAAGUCUGCAGGGAAAGAACUUGCAGCUUCUGCAAUAUCUACUGCUAAAGAAAUUAUAGUAAAAUUUGAUGAAGAAAUCAAAAAGUAUGAAGAAUAUGAAUUUACACCCUCUGUUAAUUCUAAUUUAAAUUCAGGAGAAAUAAGAGUUUAUAUUGAAAACAGUGAUUCUUUGUUUCAUUCACAUGAAUCAUAUUUAGAAAUUGAAGGAAGACUUGUAAAAGCAGAUGGAAGUGCAUAUGCAAAUACAGAUGCAAUAACACUAACACACAAUGGACUUAUGCAUUUAUUUGAUAGAAUUGAAUAUAAGUUCUAUGAUUCAGUAGUUGAAUCAGUUAAUUUUCCAGGUAAAGCAACUACAAUGCUUGGAAUGUUGAAAUAUCCAAAUGACUUUCAACAAUCAAAAGCAAUGAAUCAAUUGUGGUUUAAAGAUACUACAUCAACUGCAGAUUUAGUUAAUAAUGCAGGAUUUUCAGCAAGACAACAAUACAUCAUUCAAAAACCAACUACAAAAGUUUUUUAUGGAUUAAAGCAUGAACUUUUUCUGUUAAGAGCAAGUGAUGAUAAUGCAAUUUUUAAAGCUGCCAGUGUAGCUGUAGGAAAAGUAAAUAUUACUAGAAUAUCAUUAAUGAUGAGACGUGUAACUCCAUCUGCUAUAGCAGAUUUAGAACUUACUAAAAUAAUUAAAUCACAAGAAACACUUGAUCUAGGUUUUAGAUCGAGGUACUUGGACAAAAUGAAUGUUCCACAAAAUACAUCAUUUGACUGGAGAUUAGGAGUAAGAUCUACUGAAAAACCGAGAUAUAUACUUGUUGGUUUUCAAACAAAUAGAGAAGGAUAUCAAGAACAAAAUUCUUCAAUAUUUGAUCAUUGUGAUUUAAAAAACAUGUGGAUUGAACUUAAUGAAGAAAGAUAUCCUGCUACUAAUUAUAGUUUAUCAUUUCCAAAUAUGAAAAUUACUAGAGCUUAUAGACAUGCAUCAAAUUUUGCUGAAGAUUAUUAUAAUAUGACAAAUCUUAUUAGUCUAUGUGGUAUAACUCCUUCAGACUAUAGAGAUUUAUAUCCUAUUAUGUAUUUUAAUGUAAGUAAACAAUCAGAAAGAAUGAAAGAUUCAAUAGUAGAUAUUAGACUUAAAGCAGAAUUUAAUACACCUGUUCCAGCAGGUGCUAUUUUAUUUGCUCUCAUCAUUUCAGAUAGAAUAGCAAAACUUACUUCUAAUGGAGAUAGAUUAAGAUUUGAAUAUUAG